AUGUCUUCUGCGAGACCCAGAAUUGUCACAUCCAGGGCUGCUGUCCUUCCGCAACAAACCACACCAGAACAACGUUAUUGGCGUCAAUAUUCAUCAGCACAACUAGUAAAAGAGCAUAAUAGUGUCACUCACAUUGCAUUCAACCCACAACAUCCUCAUGAUUUUGCCGUGACUUCCUCCACUAGAGUGCAGAUAUUUUCCUCCAGGACUAGGCAAGUUAUUAAGACAUUCUCCAGAUUCAAAGACGUCGUAUAUUCAGCAUCCUUUAGAAGCGAUGGGAAAUUAUUAGUCGCCGGUGAUGCAACUGGCCUCGUCUCCGUGUAUGAUUCAUAUAACCCAAGAACCAUCCUGCUUUCCAUCAAUGCAUCUACCCAUCCAACACAUGUUACCAAGUUCCACCCACAGGAUAACAAGACGUUAAUUACCGCCUCAGAUGACAGAGUCAUUAGACUAUGGGACAUAUCAAAUGCAUACCAACCACAAUUAGAAUUGACAGGUUCCACAGAUUAUGUUCGUUCAGUGACAUGUGUCCCCUCUGCCCCACAUAUGAUCGUUUCCGGUUCAUAUGACGGUAUAAUUAGACUAUACGAUACAAGAGCAUCCGGAAGUUCACCUAUAUAUUCACUACUACAUGACCAACCCAUUGAAGAUAUAAUCUCUAUCUCUGCUACUCAAAUAGUCUCAUGUGGUGGAUCUAACUUCAAAGUUUGGGAUUUGACUAGCAAUAAAAAACUUUACGAGCGUGGAAAUUUCAAUAAGACUGUCACUUGUUUAGAUCAUGUUUCCUCCUUGGAUGAUUCUCCAAUGAAUUCCGCAUUAAUUGCAUCUUCAUUAGAUGGCCAUGUGAAGGUUUUCGAUCCAUUAGAUGAUUUCAAAGUUAAAUUCGGCUGGAAGUUUUCUUCUGCUGUGUUGAGUUGUGCUCUGUCACCUGGAGAUGCUCAAGGGAAUAAACAUUUGGUCGCAGGGUUAUCUUCUGGGUUGUUAGCCAUUAGAACAAAGAGGAAAGAGAAAGCAUCACAAGGGAAAAUAAACAUCAAUAAAGUUACAAAGAGCAAUAAUUUCCAAAGAAUGAUGAGAGGUUCUGAAUAUCAAGGUGACCAAGAACAUAUUAUUCACAAUGAUAAGAUGAAACAACAACAUAAAUUGAAACAAUUUGAGAGAUACAUAAAUCAAUUUAAAUGGAAUGAUGCGUUGGAUAGUGCAUUUGUACCUGGGAUGGCUAAAGAAUUAACACUGACCGUUUUACAAGAGUUGCGUAAACGUGGUAAGAUUCGUGUUGCAUUAUAUAACAGAGAUGAAUCCACAUUAGAACCACUAUUGAAUUGGUGUUUGAAGGGAAUUGAGGACAUUAGAUCGGCAACUGUAGUGGCGGACUGGAUUGCUGUUGUCAUUGAAUUGUAUGGUAACGUUUUACAGAACUCACCAGUACUACAGGAGAUGAUCGUAUCUUUGAGAGAUAAAGUAAGACAAGAAGUAUAUAAGGCCAAGGAAGCACAAAAGAUAGAGGGUAUGCUGCAAUUGUUAACGAGCUAG
Messenger RNA from Naumovozyma castellii, 1533 nucleotides. It is a transcript of the gene UTP15, whose product is annotated as snoRNA-binding rRNA-processing protein UTP15. The coding region runs from base 1 to 1533 and encodes 510 amino acids. The record is from RefSeq and is a predicted model, not a curated record. The transcript has a single exon. Lineage: Eukaryota; Fungi; Ascomycota; Saccharomycetes; Saccharomycetales; Saccharomycetaceae.